Messenger RNA from Salvia splendens (bonfire salvia), 1217 nucleotides. RefSeq names its product ALA-interacting subunit 1-like. NCBI's taxonomy places the organism in Eukaryota, Viridiplantae, Streptophyta, Magnoliopsida, Lamiales, Lamiaceae. Gene Ontology annotation, cellular component: endoplasmic reticulum; Golgi apparatus; plasma membrane. The coding region runs from base 71 to 1081 and encodes 336 amino acids. The transcript has 8 exons. The record is from RefSeq and is a predicted model, not a curated record.
AGGAUUUCAGAUUACGUUCUUUGUCUGAAAAAGGAACAUCUUUCCGCCUAAAUAAUUUUCAUCUCUUCAAAUGAUUUCUGAUGGAUCCACUCAAGCAUCUAAUCAGGUUUCCAAGAAGCCCACAUAUUCAAAAUUUACUCAGCAAGAUCUCCCCGCCUGGAAACCGAUUCUUACUCCUGCAUUGGUGAUUGCAACUCUCAUAUGCCUUGCCAUAAUCUUCAUUCCGAUCGGUCUGCUCUCUCUUUCCGCAUCAAAAAAUGUGGUUGAGGUGGUGGACCGUUAUGACGACGCGUGCAUCCCAUCGACUAACCAGAAGGUUGGCUACAUCAAAGAUCCUGCAACAGACAAAACCUGCAUCAGGAGCCUCACUAUUCCAAAGAAGAUGAGACAACCAAUCUAUGUGUAUUACCAGCUGGACAACUUCUAUCAGAACCAUAGGAGAUAUGUGAAAAGUAGAAGUGAUCGUCAGCUAUGGAACCCCAAAGCCGAGUCUAGAACCACUCAAUGUGAUCCAGAGGGGCAGACCGGUGACGGUAAGCCCAUUGUUCCAUGUGGCCUCGUUGCUUGGAGUUUAUUCAACGACACCUACAUGUUGUCCAAGAACGAUGCUGUUUUACCAAUUAACAAGAAGGACAUCGCUUGGAGCAGCGAUAGAACUCAUAAAUUCGGCGCCAAUAUCUACCCCAAGAACUUCCAGAAUGGCACCUUGAUUGGGGGUGGAAAACUUGAUGAGAGUAUACCUAUGAACCAGCAAGAGGAUCUGAUGGUGUGGAUGCGGACUGCAGCGCUGCCUACAUUCAGAAAACUAUACGGGAAGAUUGAGACAGACCUCGAAGCCAACGAGAAGAUUACAGUGACAAUACAGAACAACUACAACGCAUACUCCUUCAAUGGGAAGAAGAAGCUGGUGGUCUCAACUGCGACGUGGAUUGGUGGGAAGAAUGACUUCAUUGGCAGAAUGUACAUGGCUGUUGGAGGAACCAGCCUAGUUUUAGCUAUCAUUUUCUCACUUCUUUAUGUUUUCAAGCCAAGGCCUUUGGGGAAUCCCUCUUAUCUGUCAUGGAACAAGAAUACAACCUAGGAUUGACUGUUUUGUUACUUACAAUGAAGUACUGUGAUUCUCUCUCUUGUUUAGAGAGAUAAGGGUAUAAAGCACUUCUUGUAACAUUUUCAUCAUGGGAUUGCUAUUUUUCCUUCCUUUUUAACAGACUUUUUCA